CUGUACAUCAGUGCUAUCAUAAUCGUUCCAAUGGAAUAUUGAAAGAAACUAUUGAAAUCCUGGCCCUAUCCAACCAAAAAGGUUUAUUUCAACAACAUUAAGCAUUUAAUUUAGAUAUUUAAACAUUUAUUUUGUUCAAUGAAUAGUCAUAAUUAGUAUGUCAUAGUUUGAUCUGUAACUAUUUGCCUCGGCUUUGGCGUUGAAAAUAGAUGUUGAGUCCAUUAAACCGGCUCACUUCAUUCAUCACCAGCACCUUAGUUCCUGCUCAUCAAUACUUCGAGGUGAAAUGAUAAAGAAUAUAGUGAAAUGCUGGGAGUUUGGAGGCGGCAGAGUGGCUUUGGCGGCCAUUUGUGCACAUUCAGUAUCCAUCUCUAUAGGGAUAGUACAGGGGUAUAGUGCAAUUUCACUACCACAACUCAAGGAAUCUAGGCAAUUUUCAAAUCUGUCAAUGGAAGAAACGUCUUGGAUAGCUAGUUUGGGAGCAGUCGCAACCCCACUAGGAUCAAUAACUUCUGGAAUAUUUGCCGAAUACUUUGGAAGGAAGAGGUCUAUACAAAUUAGUAGUGUGCCGUUCAUACUGGGAUGGAUAUGUUUGGGGCUAGCUCAAGAUGUCAAUUGGCUGUACGCAGGAAGACUAGUUACAGGCAUUGCAGCAGGCAUGUCUACAGCCUGCUAUACCUACGUCAGCGAGAUCUCAUCAGCAGACAGUCGAGGCUUCAUGCAAUCCCUUGGCCCAAUAUGUGCCUCAUUUGGCAUCCUCCUCACCUAUAGCUUGGGAUACUACAUCAGCUGGUCCACCAUUGCGCUUAUCAGCAUCAUCUUCGGAAUCUUCUCAACAGUCACUGUUCAGUUCCUGCCUGAGAGUCCAGGCUUCCUUUUGAAAAGAAAUCAACUCACUGAAGCCUUUGAUGUUUUGCUUUGGCUUAGGAGGAAUAACGCUCUAGCACAGCAAGAGAUGGACAGGUUUCAGGAGAACGAGAAAGCUAGUGAUAUCAAAGAUGCUAGCUUGAAAGAAAUUUUACUGAGUCCUCAAACUGUCAAACCGUUCAUUAUACUCAUACUAUUGUUCCUAUUGCAAGAAUUCUCCGGUAUUUACACUUUGCUGUUCUACGCGGUUGACUUCUUUGAAGAAGCUAAUCUUAGCAUCAAUGAGUACGUUGCUUCUAUCAUUGUAGGUGCAAUAAGAUUCACAAUGUCAAUUGUAGCUGCAUUUCUCAUAAACAGAUUUGGGAGAAAGACGCUAUGCACGUUUUCUAGUUUCGGCAUGACAGUAACUAUGAUCGUCGUGGCUUCAUACGUUAAAUACUAUGAAAUAAAUAGCGAUGAAGAAAGAAUUUUGAAGUAUCUUCCUUUAGUAGGUAUAAUGUUCAACGUGGUAUUCAGUAUGAUAGGAAUGUUACCGUUACCAUGGAUCUUAGUAGGAGAGAUGUUCCCGCUUAGAGUAAGACCUAUAAUGUCAGGCUUAGUCAUUUGUAUGGCCCAAAUGUUUGUAUUCAUUUGCGUGAAAAUUUACAACAAUAUGAAUGAAGCCAUGCACUUUAGUGGUACCUUGAUCGUUUUUGCCUGUACUUCUAUCUUAUCAAUAAUAUUUUGCAAAACGGUUCUUCCUGAAACAAAAAAUAAAUCUUUAGAGGAAAUUGAGGAGUACUUCAGAAAUUCGGAAAAAAGUAUAGAGGAUUUGAAAGGCAUUGAUAAUACUGCUUUUGAAAUACAACCUGAACUAGUUGUAGAAGUACCCCCUAGGUAAAUAAAAUAAUGUUAAUGUAAUUGAUUGAAUUGAUUGUGAUUUAGGAUUAGCUGUAUUUUAAUGUACUUUAGAUAUGUACAUUGUUUUUAAAAGUUGGUUCUUGUAGAAACCUGUAUUUAUUUUGUUACUUUCAGUAAAAAUUAUAUUUUGUUGUAAAUCA
Messenger RNA from Acanthoscelides obtectus, 1907 nucleotides. The record is from the annotation of a GenBank genome assembly. Lineage: Eukaryota; Metazoa; Arthropoda; Insecta; Coleoptera; Chrysomelidae.